Messenger RNA from Zygotorulaspora mrakii, 2970 nucleotides. RefSeq names its product calcium/hydrogen antiporter (gene VNX1). Bases 1 to 2970 code for a protein of 989 amino acids. The record is from RefSeq and is a predicted model, not a curated record. The transcript has a single exon. Gene Ontology annotation, biological process: intracellular calcium ion homeostasis; calcium ion transmembrane transport. Gene Ontology annotation, molecular function: calcium:proton antiporter activity. Gene Ontology annotation, cellular component: endomembrane system; membrane. Lineage: Eukaryota; Fungi; Ascomycota; Saccharomycetes; Saccharomycetales; Saccharomycetaceae.
AUGCCAAAGGAUGGACCUCUGUACGCAUUGCACUCAAAUGGCACAGUAGCAAGUGGAGCAGGUGGUGGCAAUUCAGGUACAGGCAGUAAUCAUGUGGGCAACAACAAUAAUAACAAUGUAGGUACGGAUCACGUGUACCGGGUUUUUAGUGUAGAUGAUGAUCCAGAUGAGAUUGAACAUGAUAUAAGGUAUUUGGAAGGUCUCCAUGAUGGGCUGAAAUGUGCCUUGCAUGGCGCCAAGACCAAGAACCAUCAGAAUGCUGGAAUUUCGAACUCUACGCCAACACUCUCUGCGGCAGGGCCAAGUGGAACUGAAAACGGCACCGGCAUCAGCGACGAGGAGCGUGGCGGUGCGAGUGGUGGUGCUUCAGAGCUGGCACUGAAGCCUCAGAAUUCUUCGAAGCAAGAUGUGGCGGUCAAAUCUCCUAGCAAGACGGCGGGGCAGUCGGAGGUGGAUCCGUACACAUUCGCGAUUCUUGACCGUGAGCGUAAUCACAAUCGAGACAAUUCCAACAACAACAGCGAGUCGCAUGGCAAUGAUGGUGAGGAUUACGAACAUCCUGAUGACUACCUUCGCCGCGGUCAGAAUAUAGAUGCAGAGGAUGGAAGGGGAUUCGAUAGGCAUUCAAAUGCAUCGUCAUUGGAGUCUUUUACGUUGAGGGAGAGACAGGAUGCAAUCAACGAGACGCAUCCUUUCGGUAUAAGGAUAUGGAAACCGGCACUAUAUAAAAAACAAAGAUCUGUACAGAAAGUCGCGGCAGAGGAUAUUCAUGAAACUACGUUGAAAAAAAUCACUUGGCAGGUUCAACUAACAAACAUAAUAUGGUGCAUCACUAUGGGUCUAGCUUUGUUUUCAUUCUGCUACUGUGUGGGUGCAGUUGUAUGUACAUUCGGGUUUUUCACCAAAUCUUCAAGACAAUAUGCAAGUUUUCUAUUCAAACUUGCUAAGUAUCUCUUCUGGCCUUUCGGUAAAAUAGUUUACCUCACACAAGAAAAGCAGUAUCUAGAAGAAGAUAGGGAUGAGGGGAUAAGUGCUCAACAGUUUUAUAAUUGGGCUACAUCUUACAGCAAUAGAUUAUUCUUUCAUCGAUCUCAGGCCGAAGAUUCGAAUUCUUUGAUCAACAAAAGCAACAGCAAGAAUAAUACUGUGUUGCAGCAUCCUUCAUAUGGCUCGAUCAGAGAACAUUUAUCGGCGACAAAUCAAACAUCCUCACGCCAUGGUACAUCAACGCCAAUCUUGAGAGAUACCGAAAACAAUGAAGAAUAUCUUGAUAGCACCGAUGAAAACAAUGCUGGCAGCGCCCACAGAAGAUAUUUUGGUAGAGGUAAAUGGACAUGGGGUAGAAUUGUCUUUUACAGUUGCUUUCAUUUGGUGCUUCAACCUUUUGUACUGAUUUUAACGUUGAUUACUUGGUUGUUCGUUUUUACCAUACCUAUGAGCAACAUACUUUGGAAUCUAUUGUAUCAUAUCAGAAGACAUCCGUUGGCGAUGGGAUUCAAAUCCAUCAAAAAUACCACUAACCAAGAAACUCCUAUUAUGAAAAUCAAAAAAACAAAUGUUCUGCUCUGUACCUUCCGAUGCGCUGGCUGGCAUUAUUAUAAAUUUACUGUUGAUGGUACCAAUAUUAUUGUCGUCAAUCUUUUGUUUUUGGUCUUUUUCACCAUCGUUGACUUUUAUUUUUUGAAACAAUAUUUAGGAUUAAAAAGCUGGAUAAAUCAUGAUACAACAGUUUUCGCACUAUGCUUAGCUUCCAUAAUACCUUUAGCAUUUUACAUCGGACAAGCUGUUGCUUCUAUUUCUGCUCAAACUUCUAUGGGUUUAGGUGCUGUUAUAAAUGCAUUCUUCUCUACAGUUGUUGAAAUAUUUUUGUAUUGCGUUGCAUUAAAACAAGGAAAGGGUCUUUUAGUUGAAGGUUCCAUGAUCGGAUCUAUUUUAGGUGCAGUGUUACUCCUACCAGGGCUGUCAAUGUGCGGAGGAGCACUCAAUAGGAAAACACAGAGAUAUAAUCCCGCCAGUGCUGGUGUAUCGUCUGCCAUGCUGAUAUUCUCAAUGAUUGUUAUGUUCGUCCCAACAAUACUUUACCAAAUUUAUGGUGGUUAUGAAAUUAACUGUAACGAAAAUAUCAUGCCAUUGUCAUUAAGUAACGUCGCAAUGGCAAUGUCUAAGAAAACAUGCUAUUUCUCACGCCCACCACUAAAAUUCACCAAAAUGUAUGUGCAAGUUUUGGAGCCAAUUUCCGUAUCAUGCGCAAUUGUACUCUUUUUAGCAUACAUUGUUGGGUUGUGGUUUACUCUUAGAACACAUGCUGUGGUGAUAUGGCAGCUGCCAAUUAGUGACCAAGCAAAGGACGUAUCAAGUAGUAGGGUAUUAGAGCAAAAUGCAGAUUCGCAGCAGGAAUCUGCAGAAGAAAAUGGUGGUCAUGAAUCACCAAAUUGGUCAAGAGGUAAAUCGACUUUUGUAUUAUUAUUUGCUACAAUUUCAUAUGCUAUUAUUGCUGAAAUUUUGGUUUCCUGUGUUGAUACUGUUCUGGAGGAUAUACCUUCCUUAAAUCCAAAAUUCUUGGGGUUAACAAUUUUUGCACUUGUUCCCAACACCACAGAAUUUUUGAAUGCCAUAUCUUUUGCUAUUCAUGGUAACGUUGCACUAUCAAUGGAAAUUGGUAGUGCCUACGCCUUACAGGUUUGUCUAUUACAAAUUCCAGCUUUGGUGGUUUACUCGAUUUUGUACACUUGGAAUGUGGACCACUCGACAAUAACUAUAAGAGAUAGCAUGUUUGCAUUAGUUUUCCCUAAUUGGGAUCUUAUUGCCUGUAUGGCCAGCGUUUUCAUGUUCACGUAUCUAUAUGCUGAAGGCAAGUCAAAUUAUUUCAAAGGAUCAAUGCUGAUUCUUCUUUACAUCAUUACAGUUCUCGGAUUCUAUUUCCAAGGUGUAAUCGAUGGAUGGAACAUAUCUCACGACAUGGGAAUCUGA